Molecule: messenger RNA, 2705 nt
Organism: Vanessa tameamea
Lineage: Eukaryota; Metazoa; Arthropoda; Insecta; Lepidoptera; Nymphalidae
Product: calpain-A-like
Exons: 16
Coding region: 297-2567 (756 amino acids)
Biological process (GO): proteolysis
Cellular component (GO): cytoplasm
Molecular function (GO): calcium-dependent cysteine-type endopeptidase activity
Source: RefSeq, a predicted model, not a curated record
GAUAGAGGCCAAACCAUAUCAUAGUACUAUAGAAUACGCUGUCAACGUCAAGUCAGUACUUCGGUAGUCAUCGCCGAGCCGGCGCGCGCGUAGCACGAAUGUUUUGUAUACGUUAUUCUGCGAUGCGUGCGGCGUGAAAGAUCGCGAGUGACGUUCCUUUACCAGUGUUAGCGACGGUCAGAUAAUUGUGUCAGAUCGGAUUACCGUUGCCCUCACCACCGGCAAACGGUAAGAUAAGCUGAUUGCAAUUUAGCUGUGAUGUGGAUGUUCAGUAAUAAAAGGCGCGCGCGCGCAUCAUGAAGAAGUUUAUGCGACCGCGCGCGGCGCCGUCGCAGCCUGCACCCGGCGCCGCGCCGCCCGCGCCGCCCGCGCCCCCCGCGCUGCACAAGACCAAUGGAAUAACGAACGGCGUGGGAACGGGCCCGAGACGCGACGAUCACCACUCCACUUUAAACAGAUACUGGAGCGAGUCUGACGAAUGCGGGGACUUAGGAAAAUGCGUGUCAGGUCUGGGUCUGUCGGCCGGUGUGUGCGCGCCACUGUGGGAGGACCCCGAGUUCCCCGCCGCCGCCAGCAGCCUCGCGGAUCGCCGCUUCGCUCACCGCUCGCGCUGGCUGCGACCACACGAAAUUUGUUCGAGACCUCGUUUUCUUGGCGACACCGCAGUAGAUGCGGAUCUGUCCCCCGAGCAGUUAGAACCCGAGUCCGACGAGCAGUUCGCCGCCAGAUGGAGCGUGGAGGCGGGCGAGGCGGGCGACGCGCACGUGUGCUGCGCCGCCGCCGCGCUGGCGCUCACGCCGCGCCUGCUCGCGCGCGUGGCGCCUCCGCAGAGCUUCCGCACUCGCUACACCGGCCUCUUCAGGUUUAGAUUCUGGGUGUUCGGUGUAUGGCGCGAGGUGACAGUCGACGACCGGCUGCCGGUCCGCGGGGGCCGCCUGGUGGCGAGUCGCGCGCUUCUGCCGGACGACUUCACGCUGCCGCUACUGGAGAAGGCCUACGCUAAGCUGCACGGCUCGUACGCGGCGCUGCGCGGCGGCAGCGUGGCGCGCGCGCUGCAGGAGCUGUCGGGCGGCGUGGUGCAGAGCUUUGCGCCGCCGCGCCAGCCGCGCGCGCUGCUGUUCCAGGUGCUCAACUCCGCCGUGCCGCGCUCCACGCUUCUCGUCGCCACCGUGGCGCCGCCCUCCGGACCGACGGAGAAGGAGGGAGCGGGCCGCAGGCUGCGGAACGGGCUGAUCCCGGGGCAAGCUUACUGCGUCACCGGCCUAGCGCGCGUGCGCGAGGCGGCGGGCGACGGCGACGGCGACGCGAGCGGCGCGCUCGUGCGCGUGCGCGCGCCGGCCGGGCGCGGCGAGUGGGCGGGCGCGUGGGCGCGCGGCGGCCUGCAGUGGCGCGCGCUGGCCGAGCCCGACCGCGACCUGCUCGCGCGCCGCGCCGCGCAGCCCGGACACUUCUGGAUGUCGUUUUCGGACUUCGCCCGCUCGUUCGGAAGGCUAGAAUUGGUGCACGUCGGCCCGGACGACUGGCUGAGCGAGCCGGCACUGCACGGCAAGCGGCCGUGGCGGGCGGUGCUCGCGCGGCGGCGGUGGCGCUGCGGGUACAACGCGGGUGGCCCGCCGCGCUGCCGCGCCACCGCGCACACGAACCCGCAGUUCCACGUGCAGGUGCCGCGCACGGAGGCGGGCAAGUGCCACGUGGUGGUGUCGGUCACGCAGCAGUACGCGGUAGGCGCGGGCCGCCGCGAGCGACUGCACGGCAUCGGGUUCGCCGUGUACGAGCUGCCGGCCGGCGCCGCCCCCCGCCGCGCCGCCCUGGCCGCCGCCGCGCUGCCCGACCUGCGCGCCCUCGACGUGACGCACGAGUCCCGCGCGCGUGAGGUGGUGACCUUCUUCACUCUGCCGCCCGGUCAGUACCUAGUGGUACCUCACACGCACCGCCCGCACGUCGAGGCGGCCUUCCUGCUGCGCAUACUCACGGACGAUCACACCGACGUCUGGGAGGUGAACGACGACAACGUGAUCAUCAGAGACAUCGCGGCAGAAUUUAUGGACGAGGGUCGCUCCAUACCGCCAGAGUUGCAGGCCGCCAUCGCGAAGACGCUCGGGAAGCGGGAGACCGAGGAGGUGGACGCGGCGGCGCUGCUGCGGCUGCUGCGGCGCGUGUGGCGGCGCGUGCUGCCGGCGCGGCCGUCGCUGGAGCUGUGCCGCGCGCUGGUGGCGCUGCGCGACCCCGGCGUGCGCGGGCGGCUGGGCGCGCGCGAGCUGCCGGCGCUGCUGGCGCGGCUGGCGCUGUGGCGCGCGGCGCUGGCGCCGGCGCGCUGCGGGCGCGCGCGCGUGUGCGCGUACCGCCUGCGCGCGCUGCUGUGGGCGUGCGGCGUGAGCGCGUCCAACAAGGUGCUGGAGUGCCUCGUGCUGCGCUUCGCGCGCGGCGCCUACCUGUCGCCGGCCGCCUACGUCACGGCGCUGGCCCGCCUGCACCUCGCGCACGAGCGAUACCGCAGCCUCGACGCGAAGCUGAAGUCCAAUCCUCUGUCGCUGGAGGAGAUGAUCCUGAUGACGAUCUACUCGUGAGCGCGGCGCGUCGCCGGGCCUGUUGUUGUUUCAUUGAUUACUUGUUAUGUUUGUACUCGGUGGCGAAUUAUUAUUAUUAUUAUUAUUAUGAAACAUGUGGUGAACGUCGAGAUAUCAUCGCCAUUAUUAAAGUUUGAA